GUGUUGGGCAUCGGAGCGCAAUCCCUCAGGUUGGGAGGAAAGACGAGGGUCGAUGAGGGGGGAAAUCCGUGGACUCGGAAACCUUCACCGGGAUCGGCCUUGCCCGAAUAGGUAAAAGCCUCGGCUCAUCGGCGUUGCUUCGAGCAAUUCUAAUCCGCUCCCCUUGAUUGGCAUCGGCCCAUUUAUUAUAAGACCCCUAGGCAAAGUCCUUCCCCGCAUUUUGGUCUGAAGCUUUGGUCCUACCCAUACAGGACGUUGCCUUUUUGUUUGAACAAGUUCCGAAUACUGUUACGCGCAGACGUUAGACCGACCAUGUCGAAAAGCUUCACCCGCGCCGAGGUUGCGCAACACAACACGGAGGACUCUGUCUGGUGCAUCAUCGACCAUCGCGUUUACGACUUGACUGACUUCAUUGAUGCGCACCCCGGUGGUAGUGUCGUUCUGAACCAGAUAGCAGGCACCGAUGCAACGGUCGAUUUUUAUAACCUCCAUCGGCAGGAAGUCCUCGAGAAGUACAAAGACCUUUGCAUCGGAACGAUAACCGGCGAGACCCCUGUGGUUGUCACCCCUGAGCCCGGCAGUCUUAGCCAGGUUCCUUACGCCGAGCCCCUAUGGCUCCGUCCCCAGUUCAAGAGCCCAUACUUCAAUGACAGCCAUCAUCGACUCCAGAAAGCUCUUCGAGAGUUCACCGAUCGCUAUGUGACCCCUGAGGCGCAGGAAAAGGAGAAGGACGGUAGUUAUAUCAGUCAGGACUUGAUCGAUCGUAUGGCGGAGGCUGGAGUGCUGGCGAUGCGUUUGGGCCCUGGAAAGCAUCUGCAUGGGCGGAAGCUGCUUGGUGGGGCCAUUGACGGAAAGGAGUUUGACUACCUCAGUGACAUGGUGCUAUCGCAGGAGUUGGUGAGAGCUAAUGCUCGAGGCUUCCAGGAUGGAAACAUGGCCGGUAUGUGUAUCAGUUUGACUGCCGUUCAGCAGUGGCUCCGUGAUGAGCCUCUUCGACAGAAGGUCACCGAGGAAGUUCUGUCUGGAAAGAAGAAGAUGUGUCUGGCGGUUACAGAGGCAUUUGCUGGCAGUGAUGUGGCCGGUCUUCGCACGACAGCAAAGAAGACCCCUGACGGCAAGCAUUAUAUUGUCAACGGAACCAAGAAAUGGAUCACCAACGGCAUGUUCUGUGACUACUUUGUCACCGGCUGCCGGACAGAGAAGGGUUUCUCGGUGCUUCUAAUCCCCCGCGAUGAAGGGGUUGAGACCAAGCAAAUCAAGACCUCUUACUCGACGGCGGCUGCUACUGCGUAUGUCCAGUUUGAGAACGUGAAGGUCCCAGUGGAGAAUCUUCUAGGUGAAGAGGACAAGGGUUUCAUCGUGAUCAUGAGCAACUUCAACCACGAGCGGUUCAUGAUGGUCUGCAGUGUGGUCCGCAUGUGCAUGACCGUUGUAGAGGAGUGCAUGAAGUGGUGCAACCAACGCAUCGUCUUCGGCAAAAAACUGAUUGAGCAGCCCGUUAUGCGACAGAAGCUUGCUCGCAUGAUCGCACUUUGCGAAUCCAACCAGGCGUGGCUGGAAUCUAUCGCAUACCAAAUGUGCAACAUGACCUAUGCUCAGCAGUCGGCUAAUCUGGGCGGGCCCAUUGCCCUUCUCAAAUCUCAUGCCACCCGCUCGGCACAGGAGAUCGCUGACCAGGCUACCAACAUCUUCGGUGGCCGGGGAUUGACCCAGAGUGGCAUGGGCAAGUUCAUUGAGAUGUUCCACCGAACAUACAAGUUUGACGCUAUCUUGGGUGGCACGGAAGAGAUCCUGGCCGACCUGGGAGUCCGCCAGGCGAUGAAGAAGUUUCCUAAGGCGAUGCUGUAGUGCGCUACACCGACAUCUUCUGCCUGAUAAUGAUCUUGCUUUUCUCAAGUGUGGACCCUGCGGGACAGGGCACGGUCUUCGGAUCUAAUUGAAGUAUAGCGAUUAUUGGAGUCUUUCAGCUGACCGACAUGUAAAUGUUGUUGUACAUAUAUGAGUCAAGCUUUCAUGAACACUCCAAACUAGGCACUCUGCGGCCCAUAUGCUCAUGUUUUCAAGUAUCGUCGGUGCGCUUAGUGGCUCAUAGGCUCUGCAAGCGGAUGUCAUAUGCAUCCACCGGG
Aspergillus sclerotioniger CBS 115572 is the source of this 2126-nucleotide messenger RNA. RefSeq names its product acyl-CoA dehydrogenase family protein. The coding region runs from base 313 to 1848 and encodes 511 amino acids. The transcript has 4 exons. Lineage: Eukaryota; Fungi; Ascomycota; Eurotiomycetes; Eurotiales; Aspergillaceae. The record is from RefSeq and is a predicted model, not a curated record. Gene Ontology annotation, molecular function: flavin adenine dinucleotide binding; acyl-CoA dehydrogenase activity; heme binding.